AUUUCUUUUCGCAGAGACCAUAUAUCUUUCGCUACUAUCAGACAUAGAAUCCAUCCAAAAGUCAGAAUCUCGACGAGCAUCAGUCUCUUCGCCGACCCCGCCGUACCCGAAUCUCUUACACAGAAGGGCCUGCCGAGGUGUCAAGAUCCCAGAUUUGUAUCUCAUCGUGCCUACCACUCCGAGGCCACGUUGCCCGGCACCGCUUUUUAUGACUGUCCUUCUCGAACACACACUUCUCUUGUUGGUCCCACGACCACAAAGGCCGGCGCGCCGUGAUCGCCCGUCCCUUUGUUCCCUCAUGGGCCUCCCCGCAGCUUAAAGAGCCCCUCAGUGAUGCGACAUGUGCUGUUGUUGCACCCUCUUCAGCCGUCACAACAUCAUGGGCUUCCUCUCGCGCUCCUCGUCCAAGAAAUCCAAGAAGUCGGCCAAGUCGGAGUCGGUCUACGAGCAGCCUUCACCCGCUAGGAGCCGGCUCUCUCUACACCGAUCGGCGAACGACUCGCCUUCACGAUCGACACGGCGCUCUACAAGCGAGGAUGUCCCCGAACCCCUUCCCGCACCUCCCUGCGCGCGCGUCCCGUGCGGCGACGACAUCUGGGCGCGCCUCACCACGCGCGACGCCACGUCCUUCUACCUCGACUUUGCCGACCCACACGGGAACGCGCUCGACCCUGCCCUCGACGUAUACGACGUCGGCAAGCCAGGGACAAUGACCCGCCUCACGCCCGACUUCCCCCUCCUCACGAACCCCGCACCGCCGACAUCGCCCCCGGACCCCUCACCCAAGCGUGUCUCAAAGCGCUCACCCCUGCGAGAACAGACACUCCGCGAGCGCACGCUCAGCACGAUCAACCGCCCCGACAGCAGCUACUUCCUGAACAAAUACGUAAACUCGAGCCAGGCGUCGACGCCUAGCUUGCCUUCGCUGCCUCUCGACCUUCCAUCGUGCAAUGUGCCGUACGCGUCGUCGAACCCGUCUACGACCAGGUUGUCCAGCUCCCCGAUUGGCCGACCGUCCAUCUCGACGCCGGGUCGGCCUUCCGUCUCGCCUUCGCGGCCCUCUGUCUCGCCCUCGCGGCCUUCCAUAUCGCCAUCUCGGCCAAGUACUCGGCCGUCGACGCCCACCAGACAACGACCGUCCCUCUCCAACGCUCUCCCUCCUCCGCUCGACAUCACUCACCCCCGUUACAUCCUCUACCCCACUUCCCGGUACCAGAUCCGCCGGAACGCAGAUAUUGUCGCAAGCGUCGACUUCCAGGUGUACUUCUCCAUGACCGGGGUCAGUGGCGCUGCGAUCGCUGGUACGGCACGGGACGGGAGAAUACAGGAAAGCAGCGUCAAGCAGACGUGGAGUGCGGUGUGAGGACAGUGGCAGGGUAAGUAUGAUAGAGGAAGAAAGAGGAUUGGCAUGGCGGACUCAGACGCAUGGUAUCGAAGCCCCAGAAGGACAGUAGAUGAUCGCUCACGACACAUUGUACAUACCCCUCACGCACACAUUAUCAGCCUAUCUACUUUAGCGCUCAAUGAAUGAUCCCAUAGUAUUUCACUUACUAUAUUUGAACAAUGACCGGGAGGUAUUGAACAAUGCAGUCUAAGGCCUUCGGCAAACGCCGCUCUGAUU
Schizophyllum commune H4-8 is the source of this 1621-nucleotide messenger RNA. RefSeq lists its product as uncharacterized. The transcript has 3 exons. The coding region runs from base 341 to 1363 and encodes 340 amino acids. The record is from RefSeq and is a predicted model, not a curated record. Lineage: Eukaryota; Fungi; Basidiomycota; Agaricomycetes; Agaricales; Schizophyllaceae.